Messenger RNA from Musca domestica (house fly), 2150 nucleotides. RefSeq lists its product as uncharacterized. Bases 41 to 2071 code for a protein of 676 amino acids. The transcript has 6 exons. Gene Ontology annotation, biological process: cell differentiation; multicellular organism development. Gene Ontology annotation, molecular function: protein binding. NCBI's taxonomy places the organism in Eukaryota, Metazoa, Arthropoda, Insecta, Diptera, Muscidae. The record is from RefSeq and is a predicted model, not a curated record.
UAGUGUUCGAAAAGUGAAUUUCCAAAAAAAAAAAAAAACAAUGUCCCGCCAACGUUGGCUUUACGGUUUCUAUGUGUUUGUAUUGGUGUUACUAUUGUCGUGCCGCUCAUCGUAUGGCGGAUAUGCAAAUAACGACAUCAUCAGUAGUGGUCGCCACGAAAAAUGUCCCAAUGACGGUGUACCAGUUUGUUCGGCCAAAGGCAGUGAUUUUUUACUCUUUCCCAAUCAGUGUUUGCUGACCGAGGCCAAUAGAAAUUUCUACCAGAGCAGGGGAGAAUAUUUUCCAAAGUUCCCGUUGCAACGUUGCAUACACGGCUGUCGCAUUGCUUGUCCGAAGGAGUAUAAACCGAUUUGUGCAAUAAAUUUACAAACCCGCGAGAGGAAAUUAUUUGUGAGUUUAUGUGAACUUACCAAAUAUGCUUGUAAAACUAGUCUGGAAUUUGUAAAAUUAGAAUAUUCCGAUUGUGAAGAUGCAAGAAACAAACUGGCAAAUUAUCGGAAACCUAAAGAACAACUACGAAGAAAACGAAGACCGAUUCCAUGCACAUCGAUAUUUAGACCGGUGUGUGGACAAUAUAUGGGUGUUAAAUCGACCUUCCGCAACGAAUGUAUAUUGAAUGCCGAAAAUGUCAAAUAUGGAAAAGAUUGGCGUGUUAUCAAGUAUGGCAUCUGUGAUGAAGAUUAUUCCAAUUCAAGAUUACGUCUCGACAUUAAGCCACCCAAAUUGCAUGGCAUCACAAAACGAAGUUAUGAAAAGAUUAGCUACUCCCCCAACCAAGAGGAGAGACAAGAUUUUCUGAAUUACAAAACGGAAUCGAUGAUGACUAAUGAAAAUAGAAUACCCAGCGAAACGUAUCCGAACUAUAUGUUGCAAUAUCAAAAUCCUUUCUUGAUGACGCCACAUAUGUUCCAACCCAUGAAUCCUUUCAAUCAUAUAUACCCCGACAUGCGAAACAUGUAUGCGCCAGAAGAGACUCAAAGACCACUGGCGGAAGAAAAUAAUGCUGAGAGUGUACCAGAUCAGCAAUUCGAAGGCACUGACCCAAAACCCAUGCCAUAUUCAUCACUAAAUGAUAUGCCAUUAAAUUAUGCUGAUGCUAAUAUCAAAUAUGAGAAUGAAAAACAUAAUUUUGUGAAUGGCAUAAAAUAUGAAAAUGAAAUACCUAAUUUUUACCCAAAUAACAUAAAUAUUGAAAACGAAAGUCCCAUUGUGGAACCUGUUGUCAAAUCUAUGCAUAAUUUAUAUAAUAGAAAUUUUGAAGAUUUACAUACAGAUCAAAGAAAUUUGCCAUUAUAUGGAGAUGAAAAUAUGAUCCCCUUACGGUCCUACAACGAUGAGUUUUCGACUAGAAUAGGCAAUAAAGGAGAUAAAUCAUACUCGUCCAAAGCAAAUCGAAAGGAAAAGACGAAUAGAAAGAGAACCGAAUGUAAAUAUGGUUCUGUGAAAAUAUGCGGUGUUCUAAGCAAUGGCACUGUUCGCACCUUUGAGAAUAUUUGUGAAAUGCGAAGCACGAAUUUGUAUUUGAAAAAUACCUUCGUAAAACUUCAUGAAGGGCGUUGUGACAAAUGCAAUUAUGACUGUGAACGCGAAUAUCAACCGAUUUGUGUUCAACGUAAUGGUGUGAAUUAUACCAUGGUUAAUGAAUGCUAUUUCAAUAUGGCCAUAUGUUUGGAUAAAAUAAGCAAUUGGACGAAAGUUGCAAAUGGCGAAUGUCAUCGCAAAACCCCUAUACUUGAUCGAUAUGAAAAUCAAGCACCAGGAUUUAAAUAUACCAGUAAUUAUUUUGCACCCACGGCAACAGAGAGUAUGCCAACAAGUACCACAGAAGGUCCAGCUAAAACAAAUGCCAAAAGUAAGCAAUCCACCAAAUCAUCCAACACUAAAGCAAAAACUGCUGCUAUCCAAACGCGAAAGGAGAAUAACAAAGAACUCGAAGAUAAAUCUCUAGUUGAUCAUGUAGUCAGGAGACGUUCUAAUUGGUCAAUGGGACACUAUAUGGAGCCAGAAAUCAAAUCGUUUAUAAUGGAUUUGGUACACCAAAGGCAAGGUAAUACACAAAUUGGUCUUUGAUAUUGAAGUAUUGAAAGAGUCUUAGCGAAUAUAGUCAAUUUAGGAUUAAUGUUGUUAUUAUACGAAUUUUUGUAGCCUU